GGCUAUAAAUGUGUGGGAGCGCUGCACGAAAUCCCGGUGUUACAGAACGGCUACAGGGGGGAGUAGAUAUCGAGGGGGUCUCUCUCUCUCUCUCUCUCUCUCUCUCUCUCUCUCUCUCUCUCUCUCCCACCCAUCUAUUUAUCACCCAUUGCCCCCCCUCCCCCCCCCCACCCACCCCUAUCCGUCCCCGUUAUACGUUUAUUUUACCAUUGUGUUCUUGCUUUGGAAAGUCGUCCCCAAUUUUAUGCCUAUUUUGCCACCAGCUAUGGUUUGCCAGACGAAGAUCGUGGCCGACGAGGAGAUGUCGGGCCCAAAAAGCGACCCGAUCGUCUCUUCCAGCCAGAUGUGGCCGCCGCCGCCGGCCGCUCAGCCGCCCGCCGGCACCUCCUCGCCCGCGGCCCCGCUGGAAGCCGCGGCCGCCGGAGACCCGCGUCGGAAGAGGGACGCGGUCUUCAUUCGGGAAUUCGAGCACAGCGACCGGGAGAGCGUACGACGGAUCUUCUACGAGGGCAUCAUGGAGAGAAUUCCUAACACGGCCUUCAGAGGGUUAAAACAACAACCCAGGAUCAUUCUCCUCUACUUGAGCUUGACCGUAAUGUGCUUUUAUCUGACGGAAUCCUUGCUGCUGAUCUGCUGUGUGCCCAUUUUACUGUUGGGCUCCAGAUACCACUACAGUAGGAAAGUUAUCGUCAGCUAUCUUGAGUGCGCACUGCAAACCGACAUGUCAGAUAUUGAGCAAUAUUACAUGAAACCGGCAGGCUCCUGUUUCUGGGUGGCGGUCCUGGACGGGAACGUGGUGGGCAUCGUGGCGGCCAGGGGCAACGAGGAGGACAACACGGUGGAACUGUGCCGCAUGUCGGUGGACUUUGACCAGCGGGGGAAGGGCAUCGCCAAGGCGCUGGGCCGCAAGGUGCUGGAGUUCGCCGUGCUCAACAACUACUCGGCGGUGGUGCUGGGCACCACGGCCGUCAAGAUGGCCGCCCACAAGCUGUACGAGUCGCUGGGCUUCAGGCGGGUGGGCGUUACUGACCACUACGUGCUGCCGGGGAUGACACUCUCCGCGCUGGAGAAGGUCUUCUUCCAAGUGCGUUAUCAUCGUUACCGGCUGCACUUACGCGAGGAGUGAUCUGCCCUCGACCUUCAAACGCCCCCUCCACCUUGCACCAGCGUACCAAUUCCUUGGUUUCCUUCCCUUCGUGGUUUUCUUUUCUCCUUGUCUCCCAUCCCCCUCCACCCUCCUCCCCGUUUCCAGUCUUUUUACUGACAAGAGCGUUCGCUAUCCUUACCCCCACACACACACACAGACGGUCGGUCGGGGGUCCCUACCCGUGGUGACCGGGCGCACCUCUAACCCCGAGCCCGCCCGCGGUGGAUGUGGAUGUGGAUGUGGUAACUAGUACUGCAGGGGUGUCUCCUGUGUGUGUGGGAGGGAGGGUUGGGAAUUAGAACCAUAGAGCUGUACAGCAUGAUAACUGGGCCUACUUCGGCUCACCUUGUCCAUGCCGACCUAGUUGGUAUAUUGGGCUAGUCUCAAUUGCUUGGAUUUGGCCCAUAUCCCUUCUAUUUAGCCCAUAUCCCUUCCUAUUCCAUGUCUCACUCUAAACCCUUCCUAUCCAUGUAUCCUUCAAAACCCAUCCCUAUAUCCUACAUAAAACCUAUCCAUUUAUCCCUCUAAAACUUCCCUAUCCAUAAAUCCCUCCAGUCCCUCUCUGACCAUACAUCCUUCUCAACCCUUUUCUUUCCAUAAACCCAUCUUUUUAAUUGACCCAAUUGGGAAUAGAUCCUUCCAUGUGUAUUCAAUGUCAGCCCAGCUCCCUUCCAUUGCCCCCCCCCCCCACAAUCUAGCACCCUGCUUAAUUUAACCCCCUUCAUGGUCAGCACUAUUGUUAACGUUAGAUUCUUGGUCGAUCAAAUUAUUGUUUGUGGCAAAGAAACAAAACCCGUAAUACCUGCCUGGCUCGUCCCUGCUUCUUGAGGUGUGCAGGGCCAAAGCCAGUGACCUGAAGCAAGGCCACUCCUGGCCUUGGGAACUUGUCCAUGGGUCUGAAUGGGCAAAGCUUCAAAAAUAAGAUAACUGCUUGGAUGUACCACAAUCUGGGAGAGAGAGAGAGAGAGAGAGACAGAGAGACAGAGAGACAGAGAGAGAGAGAGAGAGAGAGAGAGAGAGAGAGAGAGAGAGAGAGAGAGAGAGAGAGAGAGAGAGAGAGAGAGACAGAGAGAGAGAGAGAGAGAGAGAGAGAGAGAGAGAGAGAGAGAGAGAGAGAGAGAGAGGGAGAGGGAGAGAGAGGAGGGGGGAGAGGGAGGGAAAUCCGAUGCAUCCAAAAACCACUGACUCUUAUUUCCAUUGUCUUGACAAGCAAGCAAGAUUCAAUCAGUUGCCGACCUCAUGUAGCAUAUUGUAAACUAAACAUUUCAUUUGCCUUCCUCCUGCCUUCUCCCCCAUUCCACCCUCGUCCCCUUUCCCUCCUCCACUGUACACAGGUUGAACCCUUUGCAUGUGCUCUGGAAUAUCUAUGCUGCUUUUGAGUUUAAUUUCUUUGUCUCUCCAUGAACCGUCUUACUACUGCUUGCGCUGAGUGAUGUCAUUUGAGCAGAUGGAGGCUGUGGUUUCUAUGGAAAUCCAUGUCCUCUCUCCACCGACGCUCACACCCUCCCCACCACUACCAUCAACGAUAAAGGCAGAGUCCAAAAAUAGCAAGUAGGAGAGAGAGGAAAAACGACUCUUGCAAAAAAAAAGGAAAAAAAAAAUCCACAUGCUAUUACAACUCAAACAA
Amblyraja radiata (thorny skate) is the source of this 2774-nucleotide messenger RNA. It is a transcript of the gene aspnat, whose product is annotated as N-acetyltransferase 8-like. Bases 245 to 1126 code for a protein of 293 amino acids. Gene Ontology annotation, cellular component: mitochondrial membrane. Gene Ontology annotation, molecular function: L-aspartate N-acetyltransferase activity. Lineage: Eukaryota; Metazoa; Chordata; Chondrichthyes; Rajiformes; Rajidae. The record is from RefSeq and is a predicted model, not a curated record. The transcript has 3 exons.